Durusdinium trenchii is the source of this 348-nucleotide messenger RNA. Lineage: Eukaryota; Dinophyceae; Suessiales; Symbiodiniaceae. The record is from the annotation of a GenBank genome assembly.
AUGGUGAACUGCAAGAAGGUCGGUCAUGAUGCCGGGCUUCAGCAUUGGUGCCGAGGCAAAGGGUGCAAUUGGUCCGAUGUCGUCGUCCAAUUGACCUUGGGAGGGUCACCUUGGGGAAGGAUUGUGCAACAUACAGUGCAGGUCAGGGGCAAGGACUUCUGUUUUUUUGGUUGUAAUGUGUGUUGUGUUUGUUGGGCAGCUGCCAAUCUAGAGGUGGACGAAGUGAAUCUUGCUUUCCAGAGCAUCCCCCAUACAGCUCAGCAGGACUUUCACUUUGUCAGAUGGUUCCGGACUACCCGUGUUCUUGCCAACAAAAAGGUCAAUUCACAGUGGAACGGCGGGUGGUGA